AUGGAGCCUCGUCAAGAUAUCCCCGAUGUUCUUGCAAAGUUCCCCUCCGGCCCAUUGAACCAAUUCCUCAGGAUCAUCAGCACCCUUCCUGCAGGCGCAGCUGCGCUCGACGCCGUUGGUCUCGUCCUCACACCCUUGCAGCAAGGUUUGGCGGAUUCAGUCGGUAUUGACACCUCCGAAGAUGACUUGAAACAAGAUGCUGCUUGUGCCGAUAUCACUGUCAUCUUUGCGCGCGGGACGACCGAGCCUGGAAACGUUGGACUCGUUACCGGCCCGCCCUUCUUCGACGCCUUGAAAGCGCAAUCCGGGGGCAAAUCCAUCGCCGUUCAGGGAGUUGAGUAUCCGGCUACAUUUGCCGGCUUCAAUAGAAACGGGACCGAGGGUGUACCGAGCAUGACGAAUUUCAUCAACGAAGCAACCACAAAGUGCCCCGAUACCAAGAUCGUCAUGGCUGGGUACUCCCAAGGGGCUCUAGUCGUUCGAGGCACGGCCGAGACGUUGCCAACAGACACAAUGUCAAAGAUCAACUCGGUCUUGACUUUCGGAGACCCCAGAAAUCCGGCUCCUAUCCCUGGUGCAGAGGGAAAGACGAAGAUAGUGUGUCAUGAGGACGAUGCUGUUUGCAGUGGGGGGUUCAUCACAGUUGAUCAUCUGACUUACGCUGAGGAUGCCGACGCAGCUGCUCAGUUUGUGCUGCAAAGAGCUGCUGGUGAGAGCCCGAACUUGUUGUCUUGA
Messenger RNA from Colletotrichum karsti, 735 nucleotides. RefSeq names its product cutinase. Gene Ontology annotation, biological process: carbohydrate catabolic process. The coding region runs from base 1 to 735 and encodes 244 amino acids. The transcript has 2 exons. Gene Ontology annotation, cellular component: extracellular region. The record is from RefSeq and is a predicted model, not a curated record. NCBI's taxonomy places the organism in Eukaryota, Fungi, Ascomycota, Sordariomycetes, Glomerellales, Glomerellaceae. Gene Ontology annotation, molecular function: cutinase activity.